GGAUGCUUCAGUUGGGGGAUGCCUCAGCUAUUCCUGUGCCCCUGGACGUUGAUGAUGAUCCAAGUCCCGCCAAGAAACGUGGGGGCGCCGGGAAGGUACCUGGGGCUAACAAAGCCAUGCGUCCUGACAGUGCUCCCCGCAACAGCUUGGCACUUACGUAUGAUGACAUGAAGCAACUCCUUGCAGAGCAAAGUGCGAGUAUCCUCCAAGCCAAUCGAGAACACGCAGAGUCUUUGAUUGAGAGCCUGGAAAGCCGGCAUGGGUCGAGACUUGACAAGGUUGACCAACAACUUCAGGACAUGUCUUUGGGGUUGCAAGGGAUUGAAGGGAGACUUCUCGCCCUUGAGCGCGAAGCCAGAUCAGACCGCCGUUCCAGCUCGGAUGAUGGGCUUGGUGAGAGACGUCGCACUACCCUGGUUUUCGGGGGCUGGGAGAGGGACACUCGGAAGGAUAAAAUUCUGGGAGAACUUCGGCAGGCAUUCAAAGGGUUAGAGUUGGAGUCCAAGCUUUCUGACACGCCCUUUACUACGGGGCCCAGAAAGAACAUCGCUCUCCUGAACUUCCCCCUCCUCCCAGACGAGAUCGAUGAGGACCGGCGAAACCGUAUGCACGAGAUUGUUCUUGCAGUUGCCCAAUCCAAGGUGUACACUUCUGCAGGGAGGAAGCUGUGGUGCUCCUAUAGCAAAACCAGGGCGCAAAGGGACAUUAGCAGUCACUGUGGAUGGGUCAAGCGUGGCUUAGCUCAGGUUGACGAGAGUUGGAUCAGGCAGCUCGAUGUGGAAUAUGGCACUGGUUCGGUUUGGCUGGGGGACAGCCUUGUGGCCAGUGGAACCAGAACCCCCAACAACGGAGCGCAUUCGGACAGCAUGAUGUUGGGAAAGGGCAGCCCUCCAGCUUGGAUUGACCUCGCUAAGCUUUCCCUGGAGACUAAGAUCAAGGAGAAGGUGCAUGAUGACAUGACACUACAGGGAGCUUUGGGCGGUGAAGCCGCUGCAGAGUUGGGCCCUUCCGGGGCCCCUUCCGCCUCGAAUCGUGAUGGACAAGGUGGAGGGCUUGUUACAUUUGAUGUUUUUGGUUGGAACGUUGGCGGGGUCAAACUUGAUAGCCUCAGGGAUGUGAUCCUUCAAGCCACGGGAAAGCGACUUCGUGUCAGUGACAUCCUUCUUGUACAGGAAUUCCCUAGGCGAAAGCAAGGGUGGAGCAGUGAGAUCGUUGAUGGCUUGACGCAAACAUCGUACCGUGCUGCAAAGGAGUGGAGGGGCAGAGGGGUGAUCUUUAAUCCUGCCGCCUGGGCAAUCUUGCAAAAGGUUUCUGGGCCAAAAGGGGUAUGGCUGAAGAUGAAGCUCCUUUCGGCAGGUAUCUCUGUUUGGUUUGGAGUUUUCCACUUCACCCCGGGGUGCAACCUUGAUGAAUAUGGUGAGGACCUUGUUUCCUUCUUCGCAAAGAAGCCAAAGGAUUCCCUUCCGGUUGUUGUGCAGGGGGAUGCGAAUGCUCCAUUUACUUGGGUUCAAAGAGGAUCCUCGGUGGAAGCUGUGGCUCUCAAUCACAAAGCUCAAUGUCGGGACCCACAUGAUGUUGUUCAUGAUCACUUUCAGCGGCUUUAUGAGGGUCAGGGUCUGGUUGAAGUCGCUCCACUUCAGGGUUCGUGUCGGGCCUUCUCCAUUGAAGAACUGCAGCUGGCCCUGGGACAGCUGAAGACAGGGAAGUCCGUGGGGCAGGACCUCACCUCGACAGAGCUGCUCAGGGGCAUGGUUUCGGUGGAUGGUGGGGAGUGUCAUCUUCUGGAGUUCAUGAAUAAAGUUCUGGUUGAUCAGAGGGUCCCACAGGGCUGGAAUGCGCCGCUUAUUAUCCUGCUUCCCAAAACUUCAUGCCCACUCCAUCCGAAAGAGCUUCGUCCCAUUGCACUUGGGUCCUCAGCUUCCAAGCUUUUUGCGAGAAUGAUUGUUAAUAGAGUCCUUGAACAACUUGAUCAUGUCUCCCCUGCACAGUGCGCGGGUAGGGGUCGGCAAGCCACGGAUGUGAUCUUCACCCUGCACAGACUCUUUCAACUUGAGCAAGAAUGGAAGCAAGGGUUGUGUGCAGUCAAGCUCGACAUUUCCAAAGCCUUUGAUACUGUGGACAGAUCGAAGCUUAUUGGGCACCUCCAAUCCAGAAUUGGGGACACUUUCGAACUUCGUGCCUUUCGUGCCCUUCUUAUGAACACCCAAGCGACAUUGCAGUCAGCAUGGGGGAGCAGUGAGGUAAAGCUUGAAUCAGGGAUUAAACAGGGGGCGAUUGAAUCUCCUCUUCUUUUCAGCUUCCUCAUGGAUGUGGCGCUGAUGGAGGCCUCGGAAAAGCAUUCCUGGCAUACCAGGCCCAAGGUGUUCCCUGACCUCUUGCAGGAGGAAUUGCUGUACAUGGAUGAUGGGGUUCUUUGGGGUUGUGACUGUGAACAAGUUGCCCGCAGACUUCGUGAAUUCUCCGAGAUCCUGGCUGGUUAUGGGUUGACCGUGCUCAUGAACAAAGUAGUUACCAACACUGCCCUUUGGUGCAUUGCAGCACUACCACCCGAACCUCUUGGGCUACGGAUGGUGAACUCCUUCCAGUUCGUGUUGAUGGGAUGGCUCCUUAAGCUUGGUAAACGCAAAGGUGAGGCAUGGAUUGAUUUCAGGAGGCGAACUGUUCGAUCAGCAAGGGCUGCCCUUUGGUACUCCAAAGUUCCCCGGUGGAGCACCCAAUGGUUGAAGAAGUGGUGGAACUAUUCGGGACAUCGUGCCAGAUCCCUUCUCAGAUCCUCUCCACCUGUAAGUGCCUUCUUGGAGUCCUUUAGAACGCUCGAAUGGUGGAAUAACGAGAAAGGGAAGAAGGAUGGGGUCAGACAUCCGGGCAGAUUCUUUCCGAGGCUCAUGGCCAUGGAGCAGAAAAUGGACGACAUUUGCUCCGGCCCCUGGAGGCGCUUUGCUCAUUGCAGAAAGGGUUGGGGUGUCCUCUGUGAGGCACGAUUGAGAUUGGCCACCUCCUCGCGUGGUGAUGAGGGGUACCUGGCCUUCUCCAACGGUGUUGCUGCUGACCUUGCUGCAGCGACCACCUCGUUGACGGCCACGACUAUCCCUGAGAACUUGCUUGAGGAUGUCAACGCUUGGGUUCUCUAUACGGAAGAAUCCAUGCUUAUCGAAUUCCUGGAGGGGCAUUUUCCGGCAUGCAUGAGACAACUGUGGGACCACGUUUCGCACGGGGGCCUCUUUGCUGACCACAUUCCGGUGAAUGACAUGAUGGUCCUCGAGGGUGUGUACAACUUCAACCUCAUCCGUGAAUGGAACCCCGUCUUGAGCUCGCUCUUGCCUGUGGGCAGCAAGCGAACGGGAGGCGAGAACCGAUGGCUACAGCUUGUGGAACAAUGGCUUUGGGACACCAGAGACGAGCUUGAUCAACUUCUUCUGGCGAGGUGGGAUGGACCCUCCCUGCUGCGAGGACUUCUUGCUCGUGCCUCGCUGCGACACAGCGAGCCCUACAUGCUCAUUGUCAAUGACCUCGUGCAACGACUUUCGAUGGACCUUUGCAUUGGUGAGGGACCUUCCACUCCCCUCUCACAUGCUGCCUGGGCGGUGAACACCGAAACGAAGUUGUUCGCACUCUUUGUCCAACACGGUGGCUCGGAUGGUUCCCUCGGGGUGAAUAGGGGCGCUUCAACUUCGGCAUGCUCCAGCAAUGAUGCCUUGGCUGAGCCAGAGGGCCUGCAGACCUUGGAGGCCACACCCACUGACGCCCGGCCAGGGACACUGGAGGAACAAGAUGAGUUUGACGACAGUGUAGUCGAAACCGUGACCAACGACAUCCCCGCCAUCAGCCUGCUCGUGGACCAGUCGAGCCUCGUGAUCCUCCGCCUCGUGACCAGGGGCUCCUCGGGCUCAGGAGGCAGCACAGCUUUGCCUGCAAGCCGUGGGACCGCCCCGACAUCAUCAGGCAGCUCCGGUGAUGGCUGCCUUUCGCUCCCGGACGCUGUGCAGCUGUGGCUUCUUUGGCUUGGGAUCACGGAUGAGAACAAUGAAUCUCCCCCUGGUGGGCUACUGCCGACGUUUGUGGAGGAGGUUGUCUGCCAGAGCUUUUUGAGCUUUGGGGUCAAGGACCGGCUCACCUUGGCCCUGGGGUUCACUCGCCUGGUCCAAUCCCUGCUUUCGUCGGUGGGACACUUGAUCGAGGAAGCAUGCAGCAGGGAGCACCGGGACUCCGAGCGCCGUGAGACGCCAGCAGACACCUCGCAGGCAGCGGAUGACGCGGAGUCGGACGAGACAAUGUCUAUGCAGACCACGGAUCUGCAGUGGUACAAGCUUCUGCGGGAGCUUCAGGUGGCUUUUGAGCAGCAAACCAAGGCGGCCAUGAAGCAAAACAUUCGCUGGAUACGACGCUUACUUCACCAGCGAUGUGUGGAUGUCACUUCAGGGCAACUCUUGGGCCUCCUUCGUGGGCGUGCUGGUGAGCUUGUGGCUUUGCUUGCUGGGGCCGAGGCCGACGCAGGCGACGUUGAUAGCCCAGACACGGUUUGGUGCACUACGUGGUGCUCGGAGUGGUUCCGGAGGAUGAUGCCUUACCUACCUUUGGUCCAAGGGUCCUUGGCACAUCUCGGCCGUGGUCCGCUAAACCAUGAUCCUCUACCAGCCCUACACCGGCCUGAUAUUCCUGAUGAGCUGCUUCACUCGGAGUCCAAUGGCUCCGAACAUGCUAAGCCGGGGGAUGCGCCAAAGGGGCCUCCCAGGCCUCAGCCGGUGAGCCAGCCAAUGGUGGUGCAGUCGCCUUCGGUGCCCUCCCGACACUCACCUCCCAGCCCGACGGAGAGUCAAUUGGAUGCGAUAGCCUCACAAGUGGAAGCUGAUGCUGUCGCCGCGGAACAGGAGCAUGAGGAUGCCCUUGAAACCAAAUACUAUGAGCACCUUAUCCAGGAACAUGAGAGCGCAGCAAUGCAGGAUUGGGACGAUUGGGCUAUGUUCGACUCCCUCAACAGACCUCAACCCACCCGAAAACGUGUCCUACGUGUCAUGCUACAAGGUGAGGAGGAUGGCCCUCCAGCUGAGGUUGUGGUUCCCUUGCUACAUGCUCGACCUGUCGAACUCCGACUGAAGAUGUCGGUGGAGUCUCGUGAGGUGCCCGCCCCGUUGGAAGACGCUUCACAGAGGGAUGGGGAUGUAGCCAGGGGGUCGAGUUGGAACAUUGUCUCGGCACUGGCUCCUGAUCGACUGCAACAGCUUUAUCUCCAGUGGCGAGCAGGCAUGAUCUCAGCACAGCAAGUGGUUCAAGAACAUGGGCCGGCUAUCCUUGAUGCCUUACAUGCGGAGCACUUGAUCUACAUGAGUGGGGAGGCCUUUCAUGCAGCUACCACGAGGGAUCAACGAGAGUUACCCGAUACAGCUCUGGAUGAGGCUGAGGAUGCCAGCUGA
Symbiodinium necroappetens is the source of this 5411-nucleotide messenger RNA. The record is from the annotation of a GenBank genome assembly. Lineage: Eukaryota; Dinophyceae; Suessiales; Symbiodiniaceae.